CACCAGUCUGCUCACACUACAGGUACUGAAUUCCUAGAUGCAGGAUUGAAAUGAUCCCGUAUCAGAUUGUUCUGACGUUUGAUGCGUGGGAGGAUCAUUACCUCUGCUGCUUGUGGCGAAGCACUCGAUUUUUUUUUUUUUUUUUUACAGAAAAGGUUUUUCUCUACAAAGGAAGAAGUCAAGUUUCGUUUUGAGUUAGUACAGCUACAGAAGUGAAAGCCCACAAACCAACGGAAAGUCAUGGCAGUCCAGCAGCAGAUUACCACAGUUGUGCACAGAGCACAGGGUUCAGGCACCUGGACCACAGGCAUCUGUGACUGUUGCUCUGACAUGAGCACUUGUUGUUGUGCUCUCUGGUGUUUCCCGUGUUUGCAGUGUCAGACCGCUUCUCAGUUUGGCUGGUGUUUCUGCAUGCCCCUUCUGGACUGCUGUCUGACCGUGUCCUGCUGCCUUCGCAGCAAAAUAAGAGAGCGCUACAACAUUCAUGGCUCAUGCUGUGAUGACUGCUGUACAGUGUGUUUCUGCUACGCCUGUGCCUGGUGCCAAAUGUCACGUGAAAUUAAGAUUCGUGCUCGAGCUGGCACUGGUACCACUAUAGUCACUCAGCAGGUUAGGGGCUAGCUGAUCCUUUGCUAUUGGACACCCUGGACUGGGAAUCCAACCCAUCGCAAGGCACAAUCACACACAUUAUGGGCAUUUCGAAUAUAAUCAUUUCAGUGCAUAUUAUUCACCUUUAUUUUUGAUUGAAGUUCUGAUCACACAGUAACAAAUGUAAUUAUACAUAUAUUUUAAUUAUAAUUAUAAAUAUAUUAUUUCUGUUAUAUUAAUCAGAAUGAAUGACUUUUAAAUAUUACUUUAGCUUUACAUGUUCCUCUUGCAACAUCUUUAUAAUACGAGAAAUAAAGCAUAUAUAGCUUGUGCUAAACGCUCUUUUUUAAAUUUGUUUACUAUCUAUAAGUACACUCCAUGAAAAUUGUUGGCUUUUUUGACAUAUUUAGAUAAGCAAACAUUUGAAUAUCUUUUGAAACAGUGUCUAUUAAUAAAGUUGAUAUACCACAAGGAAAA
Molecule: messenger RNA, 1065 nt
Organism: Ictalurus punctatus (channel catfish)
Lineage: Eukaryota; Metazoa; Chordata; Actinopteri; Siluriformes; Ictaluridae
Gene: ponzr1
Product: plac8 onzin related protein 1
Exons: 4
Coding region: 241-621 (126 amino acids)
Source: RefSeq, a predicted model, not a curated record